AUGUUCCUUUUUUUUUUUAGACGAUUAUUUGAUAAUCCUUGGUUAUGUGAUUGUCGAAUAGAAUGGAUAAAGCAAUUAAUACUAACAAAUAAUAUAUCAUUAUCAAAUGUUCGAUGUCAUCGACCAGCACAUUUACAGUUUAAAGUAAUUGAAGACAUUGAUCAAAAGUUGAUGAAAUGUUCGGGUAUUGAGAAACGUGCCACAAAUUCAUGCAAUGCAGUAUCUAUUUGUCCAUCUGCAUGCGCAUGCACAGAAACUACAAUCGAUUGUCGCGAUCGUGGUUUGACUCAUAUACCGACCAAUUUGUCACCAAAUACAUUAGAAUUAAGAUUGGAACAAAAUCAAAUAACAUAUGUGCCACCAAAAGCAUUUUAUAAUUUGAAAAAUUUGAAACGUUUAGAUUUAAGUAAAAAUAAUAUAAUGGAAAUAGCGCCAAAAGCAUUCGAAGGUUUGAUAUCUCUUAAUUCGUUAGUUCUAUAUGGGAAUAGUUUGAUCGAACUUCCGAAUCAAGCAUUUUAUGGAUUGCAUAACUUGCAACUUUUAUUACUAAAUGCUAAUAAAAUUCAAUGCAUACAUAGAAAUGCAUUUAAUAAUUUAACAAAUUUAAAUUUAUUAUCACUUUAUGAUAAUAAAAUAAAGUCGAUAGCGAAUGAAAGUUUUAAUGAGUUAAUUAAUUUGACGACACUUCAUUUAGCAAAAAAUCCAAUUAUAUGUGAUUGCAAUUUGAAAUGGUUAUCGAUAUUACUAAAUAAGAAACCAAUGGAAACGAGUAAUGCUCGUUGCGAAUCGCCAAAACGAGUUGCACGCCGACGUAUUUCAACGUUGCAUCAUACGAAAUUUCAGUGUAAAGGUAUUUUCCGAAUGUAUUCAUCUUCAUUUUUUCGUAUUUAUUCUCACUGUGGAAAUAAAUUAGUAAAAAAAAAUUAUUAA
Molecule: messenger RNA, 930 nt
Organism: Dracunculus medinensis (Guinea worm)
Lineage: Eukaryota; Metazoa; Nematoda; Chromadorea; Rhabditida; Dracunculidae
Source: the annotation of a GenBank genome assembly